AUGGCAUUGGCGCUGCCUCCAAACUAUCAUCCGGUUCGAGAUUUGCACAGUCCUUUACCCUCGUCGACAAUCCUCCUCGCCGCAGUUGCGAUGGAGCAGGCGAAUCAAAUGAGACCGUCACUACCUUCAAUUUCCAGUCUCAUAGAAGCGGUCACCGAACAGUCCGAGAAAGCAGGAAAAGACCCCUCACCGGUAUUUGAGAUUCCAAGAAGAAUAUCCAGCGGCUCACAGGGACAUACCACAAGCCCUGAUCGGUUAAAGUUUUCUGGCAGCCCUCGACAUGGUCCGCCCCCGACGCCAGAACUGCCACCAGCCUCGAGUUUCGAUUUUCCGCGGCCGUCGCCAGCCAACCUCUCGCCCAGCGCCGCCCCCGGCCGCAGCAGUUACUAUCAUUCCGGAUCUGCAAGCACAAAUCCGGAACUUUACGCACAGCGGCCCUCGGCGUAUCCUCCCAUCACAGAAUCCGGCCCGCCCUAUCCCGCUAUAGCCGAUGUGAAUCAAUGGUCUUCAGUGCAUCCUCCGAGGGCCCAUCCCGAUAUGAUGCAACAAGACCACCCUCCAAGGCCUCCCCCGGCGCCUUACGGCGACAAUCCGGCAGAAGUGCCUAUAUACAACGGACUACCUCAGCAACGUCCCCUACCGACCAACUUUCCAGGGCCGGUUGCAGGUCCCGCACUGCCCCCAAUCGAUCCUCAUAUAGCCCCUCCAUGGCAGCAUCAUCACUAUUAUCCUCCGGCAAACCCGCCGGCAUAUCCUCAGACACAAGAGCGUUACAUAUGUCCCACGUGUAACAAGCCAUUUUCCAGGCCUAGCUCAUUGAAAAUUCACACCUACUCCCAUACCGGCGAGAAACCUUACAAGUGCAAGCACGCUGGGUGCGGGAAAUACUUCAGCGUGAGAAGCAACAUGAAAAGACAUGAAAAAGGAUGCCAUGGUGGCGAAAGUUCGACUACUACAGGAACCAGUCCAGGAACAACCUAA
Capronia epimyces CBS 606.96 is the source of this 981-nucleotide messenger RNA. RefSeq lists its product as uncharacterized. The transcript has 2 exons. The coding region runs from base 1 to 981 and encodes 326 amino acids. The record is from RefSeq and is a predicted model, not a curated record. Lineage: Eukaryota; Fungi; Ascomycota; Eurotiomycetes; Chaetothyriales; Herpotrichiellaceae. Gene Ontology annotation, molecular function: DNA-binding transcription factor activity; RNA polymerase II cis-regulatory region sequence-specific DNA binding. Gene Ontology annotation, biological process: regulation of transcription by RNA polymerase II.